UAGCAGCCCCAGAGAAAGCAGAGCGGCGCUAUGCCGGAGCCGGCGCGCUGGGCCGCGGCCUACCGCCCGCCGAGGGGCGGCCACGCCUCCGCCCGAGCGAGGGCGGACUGACGCCGCAUGUCCUCCGCGGGGCGGGAGCUCCACGCCGCCGGCCCGGGGGGCGCCCUGCCCGCCGCCUCUGCGGGCCCUUCCGCUGCGCCGGGGCCCGCGGACGAGAGGCCGGCCUGGGCGCUGCCCCGGGAGCCGCAUAGCCGGGCCCUGGGCGCCCGCGAGGGGCCCCGGAGGCAGCCCUGGGCGGGCGAAGCGCGGCGGCGCCCGGAGAAGGAGCAGCGGCGGGAGAUGCGAGGCGGCGGCGGAGAAAGGCCAGGCCGGUGCGAGGAAGGCCCGAGGGGAGGUGCCCGGCCGGGACCCCCGACCUGCAGCCGGCCGGAAGAGACACAAAAAAAUAAAACAUCCAUGGAGUGAUCAGGAUUAAAACAACACAAGCAGACAGAAACUGGAGAGCACAAAACGAAGAAAAAUGGAGGCUAAAGCAGAAAAACCAAGAUGGCACCAAGUACAGACUCAGGAGUUUCAGCUAAUCCAGAAGGGAAGAGAAUCUAUUUCAAGUCCUUCCUGUCUUGAGAUAAAAGGCUUGCUGCAGAAUCUAGAAGGAAGUCCAGCAAAAGUGCAAGUGGCAUCUGAAAAGCAAUCAAACCUCCUGAAAGAAGCGCCAGGUAUGAAGGCUGAUGGGACUGGGCUGUAUGGUAACCCAGGAGAGCCCGGGGCCCAAGCGAGGACAGGUGUGCUGCUUGAGACCAGUCAGUGCUCAGGUGCAGUUUCAGGAAAUGACAGCUUAGUCUCUCAGGAGCCUUUGAGUCCUGCCUCAUCUGAAGAAGAAGAAGAAUGUAAAGGACUCCCAGCCUGUGCCAGGCAGGCUGGGGAAGAGACGUUGCAGAACCCAGGCCAGGAAAUUAUUGCCGUUUUUAACAGUCCAUCAGUUCAGCAAGAAACAUUUGGCACACCCAGUAACCACAGCCUUGCUCUGGAUUUGUAUACUUGCCUACCAGAUCCGAGGCUUGAAACCACAGGCCAGACUUUUCCAGGUAGCUCAUUUGGAAGAACACCUUGGGGUGACCGCAUGGAUCUCUUUGAGGGUGCUUGUGAAGUGCAGGAGGAAAGCUUAAAGAGCAAUCAGAGCUGUGGAAGGAUGGAGGAUCUGGGAGAAGCCUCUGAGCUGAAAAUGGCUAAGGCUCUGUUGCAGACAGGGAGGCCUGAAGAAGACUUGUCCAGCAAGGAGCACAAAGGGGAUGACAGGGUGGAUUUUUCUUCUAGCCACCUGCAUAAAGGAAUGCUUGAAAUCCAGAAAGGAUUUGCUGUGCACAACAGCUGGAAAGAAGAUGGAGAACGUUUUCCUUCAGAACACGGCAGAUUUCUAAGUUCAGCUGAACAGCUAACAGUGUCAAAAGACCGGCAUUCCGAAAUUAGCUUCUCCGCCCUUUGUGAUGUUGUCCAAGCAGCAUCUGAAGAUGACAUAAGAGUGACCUCUUCAGAGGCCAGCAGGAUCCAAGACGAUAAAGGUUCUUUUCUCCGCCAUGAAAAAUUGAUCUCUUUGGGAAAAGAGAAAGGAGCUCUUUUGUUGAAAAGAAAUAACUUUGGGUUCUUUCAGAACAAUUGCAGUGUAAAGUAUAUUUCUGCGCUUCUCAGCCGCCUGGCUCAUCAGCUGGACUUUGGGGGAAACGGCUUGCCACGAGUGGAGCCCACGGAUAAUCUGGGGACGGCCCUCCUGCUCUGUGAUUUAGCCCUGCCUCUGUGUGCUGCCCGUUCUUUCUGGGUCACAGAGACCAGCGUGUUUGCUGAUGAAAAAAACCUUAAAGGCCCUCAACUCUGUGGCCCCUCUCCAUUCGCCCAGAAGGCUGACCCAAGCUUAGGUCAGGGAAGGCCCGUGGACAGCCUGUCCUCAGAGGGAGUCAUUGUGAUGCGAAGCCCUGGUGCCUGGCUUCACCACAAGAAGGCCAGUGGCAGACUCCGGACUGUAAUGGACGAAGGGGCCAGGGAGAUGGUCAGCUGGGCGCUGAGAGGGGCAGAAAAUGGGGAGGCUGCUAUGGAACCCUUCUGGAGAAAAGCAUUCCGUCUUAGUGACCGGACCAUGAAUGAUCCUUCUGCUGCUCCAGAGGAGAUCUAUGCUCUGGCAAGAAAUCUCUUCUUAGAUUGCAGAAACCUACUAAAAGGCAGAAGAAGGACGGCGACCAAAAUACCUUCAAGCUUGGGAACAAGCCCAGCCCUUUUGGGAUCCAGUGGGAGAUUCAUUUGUCUACAAAAAAAUUUAUCUCCCUACAGAAAUAACUCUGCAAACGUGGAUAGGGCAGGAAGCCCCUUGAACUCAGUUUAUCCUCUGGAGAUUCCCGGCGCUAAUCUGUCAAAGGCAGAAGCUGAAAACUGGAGUGUUAAUGGUGGGGAUGCUUUUGAUGGUUCAGAAGGUAUUCUGGAGGCGAAGAGUAAUAUUUUUCCUCCCUAUGAAAAAGCAAACGUCAGCAAAGCUUCAUGUGGAGCCGAUGCUGGUGGAAUGAAAACCAUAGAAAAUGCAAUAAUAUGUAACAAUACUAGACUGUUUCUUCAGCUAGCAUUUGAUGGAGACUUAAGACUUUGCAGAGCUACUUUUAGAAAAGGUCAAUGCCUAGAAGAAGAAGAAAAAUACCAGAUUUACCCCUCUUCCUCAGCUUGUAAUCUCUCUACUUUAAAUAAAAAAGACUCUUCUUUAUUUACUAAACUUUCCGUGUGGCAGAGGGAACCCAUUUAUCAGAUGAAGAUAUUUCUUUAUCCAUAUUUCCUUGAUAGUUGCACCUUUCUCGAACAGAAAAACGAUUCACCAAAGACAGAGUUUCUAGAAUGCCAGCAGCAUUCCUUAAUUUUCUACAAGGAACUAAAUUAUCGUGAUUUGCAAACUGUGAUCAGUUCGGCUAUAAAAUAUGUCCCGUGUAAUAAAAAUGAAUCAUUGCAUUCAAAGAUGGAGCUCAAGGUAACUCCAUCAGCCACUACACUUUUAACAGAAUAUCAUCAAGGGCCACUUCAAGAAGUCGUCAUUGAAUCAUCCAAUAAUAAUAAUAGUGAGUCAGAAUUUACUGGCAAUCUACUGAAUGAAGACUCUUUAGAAUCACAAAGUGCCUGGACGCUAUUCAGAUGCUCAGAAUCUACUUCCGAGUUAUUGAACCGGAAUGAUUUUGUGAAGAAUCGGGGUCCUCAGUCAAAGGCUGAUGGUUUCAGUUCUGCCUCUGAAUCGGUUCACAAAAGUCCGUCGGAGAAGUUCAAUUUUAAAAAUGGAUUAUUGUCUGCCAGUAAAUUGGCUUCAUCUCCCAAUCAGACACCUUUUCAAACAGACCCUACAAUUUCUACUAAGAUUAAAGGUCAAGAAAGAAUGAAAGGACUACUUUUAAAAUCAUACAGAAAAAGAAAAAUAUCUAGUUUGAUAUCUACAGGCUUAGGCUCGCAGUUUCCGCAGAAUAAAAAAAUGUGCUUAUUUCAAAAAGAUGGCGCAUUAACGUUCCCUUCUUUGAAAGCUCAUGGCUCUCCCCUGGCCAAGCAGCCCUGCCGAGGGACCCCCGUGCCUGAAAGAGAAGCCGGCGGCCGCAGCAGCCCCUUCGGUUUGCAAAGCGAAAGGGUGAGCAGCUCCUGCAGAGGGGAGGCGGCUGCAGCUGGCCCUCUGGCUAGCAAGAGGACGCCCCAGCGCUUCAAGGAUUCCAAAGCAGAAGCAGUUUUAUCCCUGUAUUCUUUAGAGCAGUCCCUGCAGGCAAAACAGGAUUUGGAAGCUGGCCAGAGAGAGGCCAGCUGGCCAGCUGGGAUGACGGAAGGAUUUCCAGUUCGCAUCCUUUCUGACACUGAGGAGUCUUCAGAAGCCCUCCUGGAAAAUGUAAGGCUUGCUUUCAGGGGUGGGAAGGUCACAUUUUCAUUCAAGCGUGCGACACACACAGGUCUUCCUCUUUGCUUACCUGAAGACAUUUCAGAAUCUGAUUCCAAAAAAGCCAAAGAUUCCCCAGAGCCAUCAGUUACAUGGUGUCAUGUAGCCAGCCCAAGUUGUGUGCUGCAGACGAAACCUUUAUCGUCCUCGAGAAAACCGGCAGAAACCCUCGGCAGCUCAGCGUUGUCAUCGUCUCGCCUGAAAGAUGGGAGGUUAGCAAGCUUCCCCAGGUGGCCCAGUACUAAAGAAGGACAUUUGCUGAGGUUGGAGAGCAGCCGGGAGCUGGCAGGAGGCCCAGAGAAAGGACUGGGAAGGCACUUGGCGGACAAGAGUAUCAGGAGGGGCAUUUCUGAGCCAGGGGCUCAGCCACCACCAACCCCAAAGGAGAAGCCCAAAGUGGGAAGAAGAAGAAGGCUUGCUGUUGGACAGCCCCCAGGCCACCUUUCUGACCCGAAGGCGGAGAGUCCAGGCGAUCUGGCACGGUGCACUUUGGCUUCUCUAGGAAGGGCCGUGCAGAAGAGGCAGCAGGAACCCCCUUUCCACAUGCCAAGCGAAUCAAAGAGGCAGAAGAGAGGGCAGAGUUGUGAAGAGACCGCAAGCCUACAUCUUCACUUCCAGAAGCGUAGCCAGAAGGCCAGGAGCUGGCUUAGCUCCACCGGAGCUUCCGGCAGUUUGCUUCAAGCUGUUGGCUGUGAUCAGAGCAGAAGCUCCGGCGCCUUUGGAUAUUUGCACCUGCGAAGACCUUUCCCAGCAUUCAGGAAACUGUCCAGAACAGCCUGCAUAAAAGUUGGCAUGCCACGCCGGCUCAGGGCACCAAAACCUCUGGCAUCGAAGGGUCCCCCUGAGAUGGUCCCUGGGGAAAAUGGGGAGCUUGUUUAUUCUGCACAGUUAGCCACCAAACCAGCAGCCCCCCGCGCCCCAGAGGCCAUCCGUUGGGACCCUCCAGCGAGGCAGCAAGGCCGCCAGAGCAGCUCGCUGGCCUCCUCCUGGCUCACCGGGCAGCCCAAAGACGCCAUCUUGUUGAUGAGGCUCUCCUCGUUAGCUGAGAAAUUGCUGGCCCCCACAUGUCGGCCCUUCCCAAAGCCUUGUGGGGCGCUGCUUCCUUCCUCUGCUGUGUGGGGCCCGCUUCGCAGGAGGCAACUGUUGGAAAUCUCCUCCUUUGUCCGUUUAAAGUUAAACUCUCCUCAGUGGCUCAACAGCAGCGGCGGCUGCUUCAAGAUGGUGGGCUCCCAGGCUCUGCCCGUUUAUUCCAUUGAGUCGACGAUCCUGUGCUUCUUUGAGCUGAGUAACGGCAAUCCCUGUGUGCGCAGCACUCCGGUCUUCCCAGAGUCUUUCCAUAACCAAAUAGACGUUGGCCCCAUCAGGAAGCCCCCCAAGACCGGAUCCCCGAGCCUCCUCUCCAGAUUUGCUCUGGGGAGUCCACAGCCUCAGCAGCCCUCCAGGUGGAGUUUCUCUCUGCUUCUGCCUCAGAGCUGCCCAGGUGUCAUGCCAGUCCAGAAAGAUGCUGAGCCUGGUUCCGCCUCGACCCCCAAGGAGCGAGAGGCCGUUGCUCGGAGUAGGGGCUGCCCGACCCACGGCCUCCCUACAGCCUUAGCUUUGUUUUCCCCCGGCUGCUAUCGUGUUUGGACGAGAAGAAGGCAUCUCGGCAGUCGAAUCCCUGCGGUCCAGCGGCUGACCCUGCUGCAGUUUGCUCGGGGGUUCCAGGGUUGCCCUUCUGUGUCGGCUGACCUCUUCUCGUCCUUGCCCUGUUUGUUGGGCAGGGCUCUGUCCAUAUGGAGCCAGCAUGGACCGUCCACCCAUCUCUCCGAGUCCAUUCCUCUCCAUUCCGGUCCCAGCAAGGGACAACCAGCCCACCCUGCGGUGGCAGGCCUGAGCCACAGAACCAGCUUAUGCAUGCCGCCCCUGGUGCCCGGCCUGCCAUGUGACCCUCCCAGGGCUGCGAAGAAUCACGUGAGGUUGGAACCCAUCUUGUCUGUGCUGUUGCCGACGUCUUGCCAAGCUCCAGAACCGUCUCGUCCCCCUUUAGGAUUCCCAGCUCUUGGAUCCAGAAAUGGACACGAAGCUUCUGUCCUGGCAUUGCCUAAGACUGGAGCUCAGCCUGAAAAAGACGAGUCCGAGAACAGGCCAAAGAAAGUCUCUCAGAUCCGCAUUCGGAAGACGAUUCCUAAGCCAGACCCCAACCUCACCCCCAUGGGGCUUCCCAGGCCAAAGAGGUUAAAGAAGACUGAAUUCAGCUUGGAGGAAAUCUAUACCAAUCAGAAUUACAAAUCGCCCCCGGCAACCAGGUGCCUGGAAACCAUUUUUGAAGAGCCAAAAGAGAAAAAUGGGUCUUUAAUCUCUAUCAGCCAGCAGAAGAGAAAACGGAUUUUGGAGUUCCAGGACUUCACCGUUCCCCGGAAGAGGAGGGCUCGCAGCAGAGUCCGAGUGACGGGUGGCUACACUCGGGCGCAGAAGGCGGCCAUGGAAGGAAGAGAACUUGACAUCCUUCUCAUUCAGAAACUGACCGACCUUGAGACGUUCUUUGCCAAGGAGGAGACAAAGGAACAAGCCUCAUUGUGUAGUUGAGUUUGGGUUGAUCUGCCAGAAGAGCUUGUGGCGUUUCUGUGAUCUGGUGCGCCUGGAAGGGGAAUCUUGUUUUCCCACGGUUGGACCAACCUACCUGACUGAACCAUAUAGUGAUAUUUUCCUACAGGUUGGAGGAGGAGAAUUAAUUUCUGUUAACCUUAUGAAACAGCCCUGUCUUUAGCCUCCAUUAUCGCUAAGAAUUAACGUCUGUGGGUUUUUUGAAAAAAGAUCUGGCUAAAAGUGUAGAGCAGAACAAAGGCUACAGCACCUUCAGAGACGUUAGGAUUGUAAAGACUUCCCAAAGUUAGCCAUGGAUUUGCCUCUGCUGCUCUUCUUGUCAUUGAGCCCUAGUAAUGUGGCAGCUGGGACGAAGGAUUUGGGGGGUGGGGUGUUUCGUUUGUUUCUAGCAAGUCUCCUUAGUUUGCAUCGUUGGGCAGCAGGACCCAUGAUGUCCAUCAGCAAGUAUGUUUUGCUCAAAGAAGAGAAACUGUGGCAUCCAAAUUGUGUUCUGUGGUAGACAUAGCUAGUUGUGGCACUUUGUUUCACUGCAUGAGGACCCAGCGCAGAGGUUCACCUCCGGUUCUUGCACUAGGAGAUGCAGGAUCCCCAGGAAGUGGCUUUACUCUGUUCCGCCUUCAUCACCGUCUGUUCUGCAGGCUUCCUCUCGGGGUGACUUCUUGGAAUUGGGGCCAGCGAAUUUAUUGUAGGAGAUUUUAAUUGUGACGGGAUGCCAGAAUGCCAAUGAGACCUCAACAGUCCUUCAUUUUCGGUGUGUUUUCCUUCUACUACCUGGACUAUUGCUCAGCACCUCUCGUUAAUUCCCGUUUCCUGAUUGUGACUUGCUUGGGGCCUGCAUGGAGUGGUCCGUACAAAUGCAACAAGAAGCUGGUUGGGAGCGCGAGUAGCAGUGUGUUACUGGAUCCUGGUAGAAGUAGCAGCUGUGCAAAGCCACACAGAGGAAACUUUAGACUUGUACUUUUCCUUAGGGGUGCUUGGGAAACUUAAAUAUUUAUCUUAAAUGAAAACUUUACAUGAUGAUCAACAGCUGUUCGCUGUCUAUAGUGCCUGUAAUUUGGGCCAGAUUUAAUGGCUGAAUCAUUCAAAGGGUUUGCCUUUUGCUUCCUCUCAUCUAAAAUUUGCACUUUUGGUACCUUAAGGCUCAUGUGGACACUUCCUAUUACCUCUGGGGUGGACUCUGGGGGCAAAUGAUGGUAGGCCAGACAGGUGGCCUGUUCCUUGACCUCGCAUUCCAUACCUGAACAGUCAAGAGGUUGGAAUCGGCCUUGUAGAUGACAGAGGGCCUUAAAACCGGAGUAGUAGAGGGGCCCAGCCACACGUGUGCCUGGCAGUAGAAAUUUAGCGUUUCUGCUCCACAUUGUUUUCCCACUGGGAAAAAGAGAAUGGGAAUACUUUUUAAUAGUUGAGAUCCAGAGCUGGUUUCCCGUGGGGACUGACAUUAUGUGUUUGCUGCUGCAUGCAAAUUGUUGAAACCGGAGGUUCUCCCUUCGUACUUUGGAUCAUUGUAGAAGGUCCCUGAUUGCCUGUAAUCGCCACGUUUUGGGUGGGCGGAGUCGAAUCAUUUACUAGAAGUAUCCAUCGUAGGAUUUGACGACAUGAUGCGCCAGUACAGAUGCCGAUGUGGCAAUUCUGGUUCGGAGGUGGGACUGCUGCUUUGACUCUGCAGGUAGGCCGGUGACUACGUGGCCUUCUUCUUCUGGCAACCUUAAAAUGGCAGUUGGCGUGCUCCGUCUGUUUCCUCGGUGCUUUAUGUCUGAAGUUACACGGGUGUGAAUGCAAGGAUUCUCAGCAUGGUUUUGCUGCAGCUGUCCAGAAGAACAGGGGUCUCCACCUGUGGCGACUUUAAGCCUGUGGAUUUCAACUUCCAGCAUAGCUGGCUGAGGAAUUCUGGGAGUUGAAGUCUUAAAAGUCACCAAGCUUGGAGACCCCAGCAGAAGAAAAUACAGCCACUGGAGUGACAAGGUGGGCUCUGUGGUCCCCCAAGGCUGCCUCAAAGGAAGUUGCACCUCGGAGGGCCCUUGGAGCAGGCCUGCCAGAGGCCUUCAAGCAGCCCCCUCCCCAGGCAGGGACCAAAUGCUUACCUGACUUUCAGUACAAUCAUGAAAAAGAUUCUACUAAGAGCACUUGAAAGAAAUCUCUUCUCAGGAAAAUGUGGAGGCAACCAAGGAUGUGAUUUAAGGGUUUUUUUUGGGGGGGGGGAGUAGACUGAUAUUUGCUAAAAUCUAAUUUGGGGAGGGCUGUGCCUAUCAGAGAAAUCAGGGUACGGGGGUCCAGUCUUGGUGUAGGUGUCAUCCUGGGGCCAAGAUCAGCUUUGGAGCCCGGUCACACUCCCCCCCCCCAGACCUGAGCCUCUUAGGGGCCGCCAUUGGGAGCCGCUUGAAAGGAAGACCGCUUGGUUAGCCUUCUCGUAAUCCAAAUCAAAUGGGAAUUUGCACACUUCUGUACUGGUGGCUGUUCUGUGCCAUUAUCACAUGGUUUUUGUUUAUUCCUGUAAUCUUUUUGAGUUUCAAAUUCACUUUUUCUAGUGUUUAAAUUAUGGAAAUAAAAAAUUUAAAUAAA
Molecule: messenger RNA, 9076 nt
Organism: Crotalus tigris (Tiger rattlesnake)
Lineage: Eukaryota; Metazoa; Chordata; Lepidosauria; Squamata; Viperidae
Gene: PRR14L
Product: proline rich 14 like
Exons: 10
Coding region: 521-6499 (1992 amino acids)
Source: RefSeq, a predicted model, not a curated record